Messenger RNA from Arabidopsis thaliana (thale cress), 1281 nucleotides. RefSeq names its product Transcription elongation factor (TFIIS) family protein (gene IWS2). The record is from RefSeq and is marked reviewed. The coding region runs from base 40 to 1281 and encodes 413 amino acids. The transcript has 8 exons. Gene Ontology annotation, biological process: regulation of DNA-templated transcription elongation; brassinosteroid mediated signaling pathway. Lineage: Eukaryota; Viridiplantae; Streptophyta; Magnoliopsida; Brassicales; Brassicaceae. Gene Ontology annotation, cellular component: nucleus.
CGAAGUGCGAAUUCAACAACACAGCGAGCGAAAGAAAUCAUGAGUCACGAAGAGAAUACGAUGCAAGAGUUAGACUCUUCUAACGAUGAAUGGGUGAAAGAACUUGAAGGAGAGAACGAGGAAUCGAAAUUCACAGGGAGGAGAUUAGUUAAAAAGUCGAUUUCUGUUCCUGAAUUGGUAGACGAAGUUGAAGAAGAUCUCGACGAUUUUACAGAACCUGCGGAUGAUUUUAAUGACAAAGUAGGGAAGAAGAGACAGAGGAAGAAGAAAGAUGAGUCUGGUCUUGAGAAGACAAAAAAGAACAAGAAGCAAAAUUCCGAAGAGGUUCAAGAGAUGUGGGAUUCAAUUACGAACAACACUAACUCACAGUAUGGUGAUAAGGUCGUAGUAAAACCUCCUAAGAAAAAAGAUGAAGAUGCUGAGGAGAUAAAAAAACUGUUCAGUCUUAGGAAAAAGAAGAGCAAGUGCGAUAAAACCUCCAUGGAGAUUGGGAUGCAAGUAGAACAAGUGAUGGCGAAUCUUGAAAUCGCGGUAGAAGACGACGUAAUUUGUAACAGAGAAGGAAAACCCGCCAUUAAUAAACUCAUGAAGUUACCUCUUCUCAAUGAAACUCUCUCAAAGAAACCUCUUCAAGGUGAGUUCUUAGACCAUGGAGUACUUAACCUUCUCAAGAAUUGGCUCGAGCCGCUUCCUGAUGGUAGCUUGCCGAAUAUAAACAUCCGCAGUGCCGUUUUGAUGAUUCUCAACGAUUUUCGUAUCGAUCUUGAUCAAGACUCUAGAAGAGAACAGUUGAUCAAGAGCGGUCUCGGGAAGGUCAUAAUGUUCUUAUCAAAAUCAGAUGAAGAAACUACACCUAAUAGGAGACUCGCUAAUGAUAUAAUCAACAAAUGGGGCCGUAUCAUUUAUAAUAAGAGCACAAGAUAUGAUAACAUGUUUACUCAGGAGGAACUUGAUGAGCAACGGCAAAUACUAUUAAGAAGACAGACCAAAACAGCUCCUAAGGUGUCUGGAACAAGAGCUAGAGACUUUAAUACAGAUAUUGACCUUUAUGAGCUAGGAACUUGGACAGGAAGAGCAAGAGCAAAAAUACCAACAACAAUGUCGAUGGACUUUAAGAUCCGUCCUCCAUCGAAGGUUGACAUUAACCAAGAAGAGGAACCUUGUUCCAAGUGGCAAAUGGAAAAAAGACAUAAAAACAAGCAGCAAAAGAACAUCAGGAAAGGGGGCAUGCAAGCAUUGAAGCUUAGUGUAGACGGACGCACUAUGCUCAAGUACUUGUAG